GGGAGGAGCAGGAUGCAGCGACAGAGGACGGAGAUCCAUCGCUGAGAGAGCCAAGAUGUCAGAGGUGGAUCUCCUCAACAUUCUGGAUGAUUUAAGAAACGAUGAAUUCAAGAACUUCAAGUGGCACCUGAAGCAUGAAAAGGUGGACGACAUCAAGCCCAUCAAAGUGAACCUGCUGUCAAAGGCAGAGAGGCGGGACGUGGUGGACCUGAUGGUGCAGAAAUAUGAACUUGCUGGAGCUGUGGAGGUUUUGGAGAGCAUUUUAAAGAAGAUCAGCAGGAAUGAUCUGGUGAGCGAGUUGUCAACCAUAAGCUCAGGAGCAGAAGGAACUGAUGAAGCAGGAAGUGAAACCCUCCUCAACGAGAUCUACACUGAGGUCUACAUUUCAGAGGGAAAGAGUGAAGAUGUCAAUACUCAACAUGAGGUGUGGCAGCUUGAAACAGCUUCCAAGAUGGAGACCCUCCAGGACACUCCCAUCAAGUGUCAGGACAUCUUUAAACCCUUACCCAACCACCAGAAAUACAUCAGAGUGUCCAACCCCUCCCAUCUGAGAGACCUGGAUCUGAGUGGAAACAAGCUGCAGGAUUCAGGAAUGAAGUUGCUCUGUGGUUUUCUGGAGAGUCCAGACUCUGUGAAGUCCAACCCCUCCCACCUGAAAUCGCUGGAUCUUAGACUCAACGACCUGAAGGAUUCAGAUGUGAAGCAGCUGUUUGAUCUUCAGGCGAGUUCAGGCUGCAGACUGGAGACUCUGAGGAGGAAGCUGGACCAACCUGAACCCAGCUGUGUGUCUAUGAAGAGUGAUUGGUCUAUGGAUCCUCCUUAUAACUUCAAAGAUGGACGCCACUCUGAUGAUCACAGACAAAGUUCUCUGAGCAGCGUUCACACUCACACAAAGAAGUUCCAGUGUCUGUUUGAGGGGAUCGCUAAAGCAGGAAACCCAACCCUUCUGAAUGAGAUCUACACACCGCUCUACAUCACAGAGGGGGGGACUGCAGAGGUCAAUGAUGAACAUGAGGUCAGACAGAUUGAAACAGCAUCCAGGAAACGAGACAGACCAGAAACAACAAUCAGACAAGAAGACUUCUUUAAAGCCUCACCUGGAAGAGAUGAACCAAUCAGAACAGUGAUGACAAAGGGAGUGGCUGGCAUUGGGAAAACAGUCUUAACACAGAAGUUCACUCUGGACUGGGCUGAAGACAAAGCCAACCAGGACAUACACUUCACAUUUCCAUUCACUUUCAGAGAGCUGAAUGUGGUGAAAGAGAAAAAGUACAGCUUGGUGGAACUUGUUCAUCACUUCUUUACUGAAACCAAAGAAGCAGGAAUCUGCAGGUUUGAAGAGUUCCAGGUUGUGUUCAUCUUUGACGGUCUGGAUGAGUGUCGACUUCCUCUGGACUUCCACAACAAUAAGAACCUGACUGAUGUUACAGAGUCCACCUCAGUGGAUGUGCUGCUGACAAACCUCAUCAGGGGGAAACUGCUUCCCUCUGCUCACCUCUGGAUAACCACACGACCUGCAGCAGCCAAUCAGAUCCCUCCUGAGUGUGUCAGCAUGGUGACUGAGGUCAGAGGGUUCACUGACCCACAGAAGGAGGAGUACUUCAGGAAGAGAUUCAGAGAUGAGGAGCAGGCCAGCACCAUCAUCUCUCACAUCAAGACAUCACGAAGCCUCCACAUCAUGUGCCACAUCCCAGUCUUCUGCUGGAUCACUGCUACAGUUCUGGAGGAUGUGUUGAAAAGCAGAGAGGGAGGAGAGCUGCCCAAGACCCUGACUGAGAUGUACAUCCACUUCCUGGUGGUUCAGUGCAAACUGAAGAACAUCAAGUAUGAUGGAGGAGCUGAGACAGAUCCACACUGGAGUCCAGAGAGCAGGAAGAUGAUUGAGUCUCUGGGAAAACUGGCUUUUGAGCAGCUGCAGAAAGGCAACCUGAUCUUCUAUGAAUCAGACCUGACAGAGUGUGGCAUUGAUAUCAGAGCAGCCUCAGUGUGCUCAGGAGUGUUCACAGAGAUCUUUAAAGAGGAGAGAGGGCUAGGACAUAAAACAGUCUACAGCUUUGUUCAUCAGAGCGUUCAGGAAUUUCUGGCUGCAGUCUACAUGUACCACUGUUACACCAGCAGGAAGACAGAGGUACUGAAGGACUCCCUGGGAGGAUACUACCAUAACUCAUUUCUGGAGUAUUUUCUAAUGGAAGUCAUGGAUAAAUCCUUCAAAAGUAAAAAUGGCCACCUGGACCUGCUUGUCCGCUUCCUUCAUGGCCUCUGUCUGGAGUCCAACCAGAGUCUCUUAGGAGGCCUGCUGGGUCAGACAGACAGUCCAGUAACCAUCCAGAGCAUCAUCGACAACCUGAAGGAGAUGAACAGUGACAAGUAUUACUUUUAUCAUAAUGGUAGUCCCUGGAUCCCUCCUGACAGAUGCAUCAACAUCUUUUACUGUCUGAUGGAGAUGAACGACUGCUCAGUGCAUCAGGAGAUCCAAGAGUUCCUGAAGUCAGAGAACAGAUCAUAUCCAGAUAUCCACUGCUCAGCUCUGGUCGACAUACUGCAGAUGUCAGAGGAGGUUCUGGAUGAGUUGGACCUGCAGAAGUUCAAAGCAUCAGAGGAGGGACGACAGAGACUGAUCCCAGCUGUGAGGAACUGCAGAAAGGCUGUACUUUCUGCCUGUGGACUCUCAGAGACCGACUAUAAACAUGUGGCCUCAGCUCUGAAGUCCAACCCCCAUCUGACAGAUCUGGACCUGAGUGAAAACUACCUGUUUGAUUCAGCAGUGCAGCUGCUGUCUGUUGGACUGGAGAGUCCAAACUGUCGACUUGAGACUCUGAGAUUGCGUGACUGCAGUUUGUCAGAGAAGAGCUGUGCUUCUCUGGUCUCAGCUCUAAAGGGCAACCCCUCCCAUCUGAGAAAGCUGGAUCUGAGUAACAACAAGCUGCAGGAUUCAGGAGUGAAGCUACUGACUGGUUUUCUGAAGAGUCCAGACUGUAGACUGGAGGCUCUGAGGUUGAAGGGCUGCAGUUUGUCAGAGAUCAGCUGUGCUUCUCUGGCCUCAGCUGUGAAGGGCAACCCCUCCCACCUGAGAGAGCUGGAUCUGAGUAACAACGACCUGAAGGAUUCAGAUGUGAAGCAGCUGAUUGAUCUUCAGCAGAGUCCAGACUGCAGACUGGAGUAUCUGGGCCUGUCAGGAUGUCUGAUCACAGAGGAAGGCUGUGCUUCUCUGGCCUCAGCUCUGCGGUCCAACCCCUCCCAUCUGAGAGAGCUGGACCUGAGCUACAAUCAUCACCUGCAGGAUUCAGGAGUGAAGCAGCUUUCUGCUGGACUGGAGAGUCCACACUGUGAACUGAAGACUCUCAGGUUGAAUAACUGCAGUUUGACGGAGAUCAGCUGUGUUUCUCUGGCCUCAGCUCUGAAGGACAACCCCUCCCAGCUGAAAGUGCUGGAUCUGAUACUCAACGACCUGAAGGAUUCAGACGUGAAGCAGCUGUUUGAUCUUCAGGCGAGUUCAGGCUGCAGACUGGACACUAACCAGACCUUAACCACAGUGCUGAGGAAGCUGGACCAACCUGAACCCAGCUGUGUGUCUUUGAACAGUGAUUGGUCUAUGGAGCUUCCUUAUAAGUUCAAAGAUGGACGCCACUCUGAUGAUCACAGACAAAGUUCUCUGAGCAGCGUUCACACUCAUACAGUCAGACACAUUGAUACUGGGAGCUGCCCAGUACAACCAGUCUCAUACAACCACACACUGGUUGUUGCUGCCUUCAGCAGUGUGCAGCGAGGGAGGCAGAGCUUCAUGGAGGGUUGCUGA
Molecule: messenger RNA, 3796 nt
Organism: Scomber japonicus (chub mackerel)
Lineage: Eukaryota; Metazoa; Chordata; Actinopteri; Scombriformes; Scombridae
Product: NACHT, LRR and PYD domains-containing protein 12-like
Exons: 18
Coding region: 56-3796 (1246 amino acids)
Molecular function (GO): protein binding
Source: RefSeq, a predicted model, not a curated record